Molecule: messenger RNA, 621 nt
Organism: Mesorhabditis spiculigera
Lineage: Eukaryota; Metazoa; Nematoda; Chromadorea; Rhabditida; Rhabditidae
Source: the annotation of a GenBank genome assembly
AUGGUCCUCUUUUUGCCAUGGCAAAACCGGCCGAUGCUUGCUUCUGGGUUGGGUACUUCCAAUGAUUGUGCCACCGCCACGGCUCGUACCCCGCCGCACGACCUCGACAUGACGGUCAAGGGUACUCCCAAGGGUACUUCGAGUGUUUGUGCCACCCCCACGGCUCGUACCCCGCCGCCCGACCUCGACAUCACGGUCAAGAGUACUCCCAAGGAUUUCCUGCUCGGCCAUUCCUAUUGCAUCUUGUAUGCCUGCGCAUUUGGAGAUGGCACGGGUCUCACCAUCAACAUGCAAGGCAUCGUCAUUGGCAUUGACCCGGGAAGCCCCUGGGCCGACUACCUGCUGGGCCUCUACCACCCGGACCUGCUAUACCUUCUGCGCCGGGAGGCGCAUCACUCUCUCCUGCGCAGCGGCCGUAUUUGUACGGUUUGCUGCCUGGAACUGAAGCGCCCCCGCCGCUACGAGCACGCCCAUGUUUGCAGCACCCACUACAUCCAGUUGAAGAGCUCGCGAGACACAGACGUCUGCGACGACGCGAAGCGUCAUCGCAGCUGCGAGCCCAAUACAAGCCCACCGGGAUGCCGAUCAUGCUCGAAGAAGAUGGCGCAGCCGUUCCGCGAG